Rotaria sp. Silwood1 is the source of this 1506-nucleotide messenger RNA. NCBI's taxonomy places the organism in Eukaryota, Metazoa, Rotifera, Eurotatoria, Philodinida, Philodinidae. The record is from the annotation of a GenBank genome assembly.
AUGGCUAAAUCAUUGCUUGUCACUUCGAAAAAAGCAACUGAUACAUCGCCGUAUACUACUGUUAAACUAUCACAGAUAGUUGAAAAUGUUCGCCUCAUUUGGCUAGAUGCUAAUAUUAACAGAUCGAAUCCAGACUGUUGUAACACACUUACUCGUCUAAGACGUAUUGUCAGUAGCAUUGAUACAUUUACUGCUAUUGAGCCAUGUGUGGAUUUUCUUAAAAAUGUUCGUGACGAAAAAGCUUUCAUGGUUGUAUCUGGUAGUCUUGGUGAAAAAGUCAUACCCAUCGUUCAUUCAAUGGCUCAACUCGAUUCUAUCUUUGUUUUUUGUGGUAACAAAGCUCGCUACGAACAUCUAAUGACCGAAUGGCCUAAAGUAAAGGGUAUACUCACCCAUAUCGAUAUGAUUUGUAAAUCAUUGUAUCAAACUACACACAAUUUUAAUCAAGAUUCUAUGCCAAUGAGUUUUCUCUCGGCUAGUGGCGCAUCAUCAUCCAGUACACAUCUAAACCAAUCUGAUUUAAAUUUUAUGUACGGUCAAUUACUCAAAGAGAUUUUAUUGGAUAUUGACGAUAACGAUGAAAAAUCUAUCAAAGAACUUGCUGAGUAUUGCCGCGAGAAGUACAAGGACAAUCAGGCUGAAUUAAAAAAGAUUGAUCAAUUUGAACAAGAAUAUCGACAACAUUCACCUACCUGGUGGUACACUUGUGAAUGUUUUAUUUACCACAUGCUCAAUCGAGCUCUGGGUACUCUUGAUGUAGAUAUUAUUCUCAAGAUGGGAUUCUUCAUUCGUGAUCUUCACAGAGAUCUCAAAACGCUACACUCGAAAACGAUCCAUAGCUAUGGUGGACAAUUCUUAACUGUCUAUCGAGGACAAACGUUUACCAAAGCUAAGUUUGAAAAAUUGAAGAAGAUGAAAGGUGGAUUGAUUUCAUUCAAUAAUUUCCUAUCGACUAGUCAAAAUGAAGAUGUAUCGAUUAAUUUUAGUCGUCGUGGUCUUGAAAAGAAGCCUGACUCAGUGGGCGUAGUCUUUCACAUGACUAUUGAUCUAACAAUGGCAGCGGUUCCUUUUGCUGCGAUCGAAAAAGUCAGCGAUUUCGAAUCGGAAAAAGAAGUUCUCUUCUCGACACAUUCUAUAUUUCGUAUUGGUAACAUUACUCCAAUCGAUAAUAAAAAUAUGUUGUGGCAGGUCAAGCUUACUAUCACAAAUGAAAUCAAUUCAAAACUUAGUAUACUUAUGGCUGAAAUGCGAGAAGAAAUUGCUACUGCAAAAGGAUGGUAUCGACUGAAUGAAUUACUGAUCAAACUUGGUGAACUUGACAAAGCUCAAAAAGUAUGCAAUCUACUUAAACAAAAAAACAGUGAAGCUGGCAAUUCAGCGCUCUAUUUUCAACUUGCACAAAUUGCUCGAGGUAAAGGUGAAUGUGACGAAGCGGCUGAACUUUACAAUAAAUCAAUUCAAGUUAAUAAACAAUCAUCUAAGAAUAAUAAAACAGAAUUACUCUGA